Molecule: messenger RNA, 6958 nt
Organism: Motacilla alba alba
Lineage: Eukaryota; Metazoa; Chordata; Aves; Passeriformes; Motacillidae
Gene: GXYLT1
Product: glucoside xylosyltransferase 1
Exons: 8
Coding region: 85-1389 (434 amino acids)
Biological process (GO): protein O-linked glycosylation via N-acetylgalactosamine
Molecular function (GO): UDP-xylosyltransferase activity
Source: RefSeq, a predicted model, not a curated record
GGAUCGCGCCGCGGCCGCUCCCGGGUGCUGCCGCUGCCGCCGGAGCCGCGGGCCCGCCCGGCUGUGCCGGCGCCGGGCGGGAGGAUGCGGCGCUUGGCGCGGGUGGCGCUGCUGUGCCUGGGCUGCGCCGUGUGCUCGCUGCUCUACGGCCUCAGCCAGCUGGCCCUCUCGCUGGAGCAGGAGCCCGGCGGCGGCGGCCGCGAGAGGCAGGCCCGAGAGCCCGCCACGCCCGGCGCCCGGCGGCAGGCGGAGAGCGCGGGCCGAGGCGAGGCGGGGAGCGGCAGGUGUAAGAAUUUGUCUGUAUCUUUCUGGAAUUCCUAUUGGAUGCUGCCCUCUGAUGUUUGUGGAAUGAACUGCUUUUGGGAAGCUGCUUUUAGAUAUGAUUAUAUGAAAACACAUCCUUCUGAGAAAAUGCAUCUAGCAGUGGUGGCCUGUGGUGAAAGACUGGAGGAGACUGUUACUAUGUUGAGAUCAGCCAUUAUUUUCAGCAUCAAACCUCUCCAUUUUCAUAUUUUUGCUGAGGACCAGUUGCAUGAGAGUUUCAAAGACAUACUUGAAGAAUUCCCCUAUGAAGGAAAAGUUAAUUACACAUUAUAUCCAAUAACAUUUCCAUCUGAGAGUGCAGCAGAAUGGAAGAAAUUGUUUAAACCAUGUGCUUCACAAAGACUAUUUUUGCCAUUAAUCCUCAAAAAUGUGGAUUCGCUACUGUAUGUUGAUACUGACAUCUUGUUUUUGAGGCCUGUUGAUGAUAUUUGGUCUUUUCUGGGAAAGUUCAACUCCACACAAAUUGCUGCAAUGGCACCAGAGCAUGAAGAGCCUCGUAUUGGGUGGUAUAAUCGAUUUGCUAGACAUCCCUAUUAUGGAGUAACUGGAAUUAAUUCUGGAGUCAUGCUCAUGAAUAUGACACGUAUCAGAAGAAAAUAUUUCAAGAAUGAUAUGACACCAGUCCGGUUACAGUGGGGAGAAAUUCUGAUGCCACUACUGAAGAAAUACAAGCUGAACAUAACAUGGGGUGAUCAGGAUCUAUUGAACAUUAUGUUUUUUCACAAUCCAGAAAGUCUUUAUGUCUUUCCUUGCCAAUGGAAUUACCGGCCUGACCACUGCAUCUAUGGAAGCAAUUGUAAGGCAGCUGAAGAAGAGGGUAUAUUCAUUCUUCAUGGAAAUAGAGGUGUUUACCACGAUGAUAAACAACCAACUUUUAGGGCUGUCUAUGAAGCAAUAAGAAAUUAUUCAUUUGGAGAUGACCUGGUUCACUCACUGCUGCAGCCCCUGGAACAGGAGUUACAGAAAACCACGCACACAUACUGUGGAAGAGUAUACAAAGUAUUCAUAAAGCAGCUAACAAAAAGCAUAAGAGACUUGUAUGCCAGAAGAUCAAAGGGAAGGUGAUUUUUGACUCCUAGCUAUUACAUCAAGAGACUGAAUUAACAUAGCUGGUCAAAAGGUGCAAGAAUUCUAUUACAGCUUGAAUGGGCUCUUGAUGUGCCCAGAAAAAAAGUUUACUAGCAUACAUAAAAAUGAAGAAAAUAUUCAUGUAAUGAAGAGCAAGAACUUUUUUCUGCAACGGUGACUUUCUGGUUUUUUUGAAGUUUAAUCAGUGCUAAUGUUUGUCUCAUAUCUGAUGAUUUGGGUGUUACUGGCUUCUAUGGUCAGUAAUUUUAGUCUGCAUAAUUCAGUUAUCUAAUGAUAAAUGAACAAGGAAGAAAUGAAGAUGGCUCUGUUUGGGAGUGUACCUCAUAUAUUGUCUAAAAUUCUAUUAAACUGUGAAUGUAGCAAUAACUGAGUCAGCAGCACUAACCUCACUUUAAAGGUGUGAGCCUUUAUGUAAACAAAGUUGUUUACAAGUGCAGAAAAUACUCUCUUGUCAAAGAAAUGUGUUGUAAUCAUUGACAAUCUGUAUGUGCCUUUAUAUGUUCAUCUCUUACAUGUUGAAGUACUGUUCUGACAAUCUUGUUUCGUUUAUCUCAGAUGUAAACUGCACACUAUAAAUAUGAUUUUCUGAGAAAUUAAUGACUAGUAUGUGAUACUAGUUUUCUCUCUAGUAAAUACAGAGACUUUAUAUUAAAAAUAAUUUGUUUCAACAUUGUAGAGCCAUUAGCACCAAAAGGUAGAGCAGAACUGAGGGGGUUUUAAGUAAAAAUCCAGUUUGAAGUUGCUUGUCUUACAAUACUUUAAAAAAUGUCAUGGUUUUGCAGCUUUAUUGGGCAUUUUGGAAGUAGAAGAAAAGCCCAGUAGUGGAAAGCUGUUGCUGUUGUAUUUCCAUGCUAGGAAUUAUUACCUGAUGAUUGUUAUGGAGUAUGUAGUACCUAAAAGUGAAGAACUGUAGUAAGAGUUCUGAUGUUUCAUCAGACUGUCUAGUAACUGGGGUUUUUUAGAGAAUAUAUCCUGUUAUAAUAUUUUUUUAAUAAAUGGCUUUAAAAUAGUUUUGGGGCAGACCCUCAACUACAUGAAUGCAUUACUGUUGAUAAGGUGAUAGUGAUUUGCAACAGGAAAGGAUUAAAUUUCCUCCAAUUAUCUUAGUGAAAAAACAAAAACUUCUGUUUAAGUAAUAAAAACUUUUUCUCCAGAGAAAACCAUGAAGAAAAGGGCUAAAUUCUAGAGUUACAGUAAAAUAUUUAAACUUGCAUGGUAUGAAAUGUAUUUGUAAAGUAUAUAUGAGCUUAGAUAACCUGUCUAAGUGAGAUGAAGUCUUCAUAAAGUGAGCUUUUGGAUUCCAGGACAGUUCCUGUGUGUUGAACAUGGAGGAUCCACUCACUGAUUUGCACCUUCAUCCCAACCCCAUUUUAGAAGCUUAAUUUUUGUAGCUGUUUCCUUGUCAAAGAUAGACUGGCUCUGACUUCCAGAUCCAUGUGAGCUGGACAAUUGCUUUAGCAGUACAAGAACACACUCCACUGUCAGCAGAGUUUGUAUCCUGCUUCUAAUUUCCCUGCAGGCUCAGGGUAUCAGUUUUUGGGAUGGAAUCUAGGAAGCAGUCUGCCUCUCGUGUAGGUCUCUUCUCCUUGCUGUGUAACCUUUUGAAGCCUGAAAAUGUAGAAAUCUCUGUGAAGGUGAAUACUGUAACUGACUGAUUUUACAAUAUGCAGUGCAUUAUUUUUUUACAUAAAUACUGAUUUUUGUAUCAAUUUGUCUUCAGCUUUUCUUUUUACUUGUACUAUGUGUUUGUAUUUAAAAAAAUCUUUCAACUUGUUUUUUGUGUUUGUCUUUGCAGAAUCUUUCAGUUUUGAAUUUUUUUUGAUGUGUUGUACACAUGUCAAGAUACUCUUAAAACCUAAUGGACCAUUUAAGUAAAAAAGGGGAAUGUGGACCUUAGCAGCAAUCUUUCCACUUAAAUUUCAAAUUUUAUGGGGGAGUAGAACAAAAAGAAUUAAUAUUGAUGCUUAUUGUAGCACAAAAAUUCUUACUUUGCGCUUAUAACUAGAAAUGUUUACUUACCAUAUUACAAAAAGCAGAAUAUGGCCUUAUGCCAUGGGUUUUGAUUAAUUUUUUAAAUAGAAAUGAAAGCAGCUCAUCUCUGUUCACCUCCAGGUAACACUCAUGAACACUUUAGAAAAGUUUAAAAAAUAGCAAGAAGCUUCCAUUAAGUAAUUCUGCAGAGUAUUUGUCUGCUUCAAGUACAUUUUGUGUUUUAAAUUUAGGAAAACGACCUCCCUUUAUGAACAAAAACCCAAAUCUGGCUUAUAAGGGAGACAUUUAGAGGCACUAAAAAGACUGGGAAUCCAGAUAACGUGAUAGAAACAGUUAUGCUCCCAAACAUUUCAGUACCUGAUUUGUAAGGUUAGAUGCUUAGAAGUGUAGAGGUUACAUCUACCUUGGGAUUCUUAUCUCUCUAGUUUUACAAACAUUGCUUUUUCUACAAACAUCGUGAGUACUAACAAAUUACAGACCUUUAGGAAUCAAAAUUUUAAUUAUUUAUUUGCUAUAAAGUUAUUAUAAAGUGUAAAGUUUAAUAGAAAAAUAUAAACAUUGGGAAAUAUACAUUCAGUUUAACUGACCAUAAAUCUAUCUUCCUCAUGCUUGAUUAGUCUCUAUAUCAUGGUACCAUUAUUCUGUCUCUUCUAAAGGGAUCACAGUCUCAUGGUAAAGAGAUCUGUGUGAAGAUGUUAAUAUCUUAUCUGGAUGAACUUCUGUCACUCACUGUAGGCAGAAUGAAAAGCAAGCUGUCCCUUCAUGGGACUGAAUGUCCUCGUGUGUGGUGCUUGUGCCUCUGCCAGUUACUAAGGCUGCACAAGCCUUAUGAAAAUGUCUGUCCAGUUAUUUGUAGUUUUGCUGAAAUUUAGACUGUGGUGACCUUUAAUGCCAGUUGAAUUGGUUUUGGUAAGCUUUUGGUUUAAGCUUAGAAUGAUUAAGAAAACAGGUUUGGGGGGGAAAAUAUUUUUGUUAUUCUUAUUUUAAACAUAUUUUAAAAGAGUAUGGAGUUACCUUGUGCUGGCUUUGACCUAAAUUUGGUCAAGUUGUAAACUUCUGGCAAAAUGCUGAUUGGAAGACUGAGCUGUCAGUGUAUUUCUUGAUUUAUACCAGAUUUCUGUCCAUACCAGACAUACUCCAACCAUUCAGGCUUUCCGCACUUCCAUCUGUACACAUUACAUAAGAGGAUGAAUAAGAAGCCAGCUGUCUUCCUUUUCCUCCUCCCAAAUUAUACUUCCUAUCUACUCAACAUGGAAAAUGAAGUAGCUACAAUCUAAUGGUGGGAGGAGGAGAUGGUCUGGGUCUGCUUGGAAGGUGUAGAAGCAGAACAUGCAAGAGGUAUAGCUGAAGGUCUAAUGUGUUAGCUGUAUGUGCUUUUUUGGGCUUUUUUUUGGUGUGGAAAUACAAUUAAUUACUGCUGCUUUUUAACUCACAUUUAUGGCUGUCAUGAUGUUUGUGGCAGAUUAAAUGGAGUGAAACUGAGCACUAACUUCAGCUUACCUGUAGGAAAACACUAGACUUCUGGUUUCUUCUGCCUGGUUUAUGAAGGUGUCUCCAAAUGUAUAGACAUAUGUAGAACUUCUACUCCUUAGAAAGCUUAAGGUAUUUUUCAUUGUCUGUUUUCUUCUUCAAACUGAAGGAUUUUCAACUAGUAAACAGGUUUAACAAUAUCCAUUUACUGGCAGUUGUCCAAAUAGGCAGUGUGAACCCAGUGAGUAAAAAAUAACUAAACAUGAGUUUAGUUAUGCACCCUAGGUUCCCUUAGGAAAACAAAAAAUGUUUGAUCUUUUUAACACUACAGAGAAACAUUUGACAGCUUGCUUUCUGUAUUCAGCUGCCAAAUCUUAAUGCAGGAUAAUUUCCUAUAGAAAUGCAGGUUGCCUCACAGUUGCAUUGUAGUCCUAGUAGAGUAUUCAAAACUAUUACUCAGGUUUCAAAACAGAAGAUGUUUACAGAGGUAAUAGUGAAUUUUCCACUUCAGGAAGUGAGGAGGAAAUCUCAUUUUAAAGUAGUUCUCAAAAUCUCUCUCUUGUAGCCAUUUAGUGGAUCUGUACAAGAACAGCUUGUCCAGCAAAGUUGUCAUGAAAUUUAAGAUAUGUUUGUCUCCUAUGCCUUUUCAAGCCUUCAUGGACCUAUUAAAAUUUUAAGUUUCUUGAAGGAAUAUUGAGUAAUUGGAAAGUCUUGUGUUAAAAUUCAGUUGUGUCUCUUCAGUUUUGUGGUUGCUUUAUGCACAGCUGCAGUUAAUUCUUGAGAGAGUCCUCAUUUAAUCUUAUGAAUGUGCAUCUUCCUGUAUAUUUGCUUGCAAAUUUUUGCAGGGCUUCUUUAUGCUCCCUUCUGCCUUUUCCCUGCACUGCUUUUAAAAGAUAAUCACUAAGCUCUUCUUUCAUUUGAAUGCUUAUAAAAAUUGCAGGAGGUAUUAUUACAGGUCUCUUUGCAGAACCCUGCAAUUAAAGGAGGACCUGUAUCCCUGCUAUGGUUGGAGUUUAUUUUUUCUUCAGACUGCUAUUUGAUGAUGUUCAGGUAGGAGGAAGUUUGCAACCAUUAGUAAAGUAAUUUUCUGGUAGUUUCUUUCUGAAUAUCUGUUCUUUUAUUGUAGGUGCAUGGGUGGUGCCUGCCUCCUUUACCCAUAUGAUUGCAAGUUUCUUUAAUCAAAGCAAUGACCAUCAGUUCUGUUAGAUCUGGAUUUCAAGUGCUUCUCCUGUAUCUGGGUGCCACCUCAGUUGCGCAAACCAGGGACCCAGUCUAUUUCCACUUACAGAUCAUACAAUCAUAGAAUGGUUUGGGUUGGAAGGGACCUUAAAGCUGAUCUAGUUCCAACCCCUUCUCCUGGUCAGGGACACCUCCCACUAGACCAAGGAGCUUGUUCAAAGCCCUAUCCAACCUGGCCUUCAACAUUUCCAGGGAUGGGGCAUCUACAACUGCUCUGGGCAACCUGUUCCAGCAUCUCACAAUCUUCACAAUAAAGAAUUCUUUCCCUGAUACCUCAUCUAAACCUUCCCUCUUCCAGUUUAAAGCCAUUCCCUUAUCCUGCCACUAAAGCCUUUUUACAAAGUCCCUCUCCAGCUCUCUUGCAGGCCCCCUUCAGGUACCAGAAGGUUGCUCUAAGGUGUCCAUCUGUUACUUAAUUUCCUUGUUUUAGUUCCAGCUAAUCCAUAGGAAUAAAAUAGAGAGAUAACAAGGAGUGCACAAUUUUUCACAGCAGGAGCUAGAUAACUACAGAUUUCUGAGAUACAGUUAACAAAUUUGAAAUAGUUCUCUAUCCUUGAAUCUAAUUUCUGAUUUGGUGCAUGUAAGGGCUAGUGUCCUUUGUUUGUCAAAUGAUUUGACUUUUCUCUGUGUCGGCCCCUUAUGUGGAGGGAUGGGCAGAUAAUUCUUAAAAGACUGAUUCCUUGUUUACUGUGAAUUUCAAGGAAAAGAACUGUAACUUGUCACUGUAGAUCCUUAGUAUCACUCUAUCUAAACUCUCUGAAACUAGGCAUAACUUCCCCCUUGCUGCUGUAUUGUUGUACUGGUUUUAUUUGUAUGUUAGAAGCCUUUAAACAUAUAAUAUAAC